AUGAGUUUCGUGGUGCACAAAUCGGUGUUACCACCCACCGGCGCGGACGCGUGCGUGUCGUGCUUUUUCACCCCCUCUUCGAAUUCUAAUAAUAACGACUUUAAGGAGGCGUUUGAAAAUGGUGAUGAAAAUGAUGAAAACGAUGAUGAAAAUGUCAUCGUCGCCAGUGGCAACCGUUUGACGAUCUACUCGGUGAAGAGACGACGACGAAAAGAAAGAGGGGAAGAAUGCGACGACGAGGAAGAAAAAGAGGAUUUAAACGAGGACGAGGAAAUUGUCGUCGUCCGAUUAGAAGUGAUUUCCGAAUUCGACGUCAACGGGACGAUAUCGGAUUUGUGCGUGUUGAAACAUCCGAAGCGAUUUUUGAUGGAGACCAAUACUACUACGAAUAAUAACAAUACCAACGUUUCGUCGAAAAAAGGAACAAAGACGCGGUAUUUAGAUGGCCUUUUAAUAACUAUUCGCGAGUCGAAAGCGGUGUGCGUGUGUUGGGACCCGGAGACGAGGAAAUGCGUCUCGACCAGCUUACAUUUUUGGGAGGACUUCGCCGGCAACGAAGGGAGCAGCGCGGCGACGACGAGCAUAGACGGAACGAGUUCCGGGUUGAGGAUUGGAAACGUGCCUAUUAUUGGGAGAGCAGAUCCAGAGGGUAGAUGCGCGGCGGUGUUGCUACGGAACGAGGAGAAGGCGAAAGUGAAGAUUAUGCCGGCGAGCGAAACUUCGACGAGUAGUAAUUAUAUCAAAGAGAGUAGUAACGGUAGUAAGAAAAUGACGACGAAGAAAGAGGGAGAAGGUACGGUAUACGUACCGGCAACGAUAGGAAGCUCGUUCGACUUAGACGUGAGGAAAAUAUUAGGCCCAUCGGCGGCGUUUGUUCGCGAUUGCUGUUUCUUACACGGAUACGGCGAACCGGUGUUGAUGAUUUUAUACGAAUCGAAUCCUCCGACGUGGAGCGGUAGAUUGUCGUUAAGAAUGGACACGUGCAAGUUAGUCGCGGUAUCAAUCGAUUGCACGAAGAAGAAAUACACAAUCGUGUGGACGAGAGAGAAGUUGCCGUCGGCGGCGUAUUCGUUAUUCCCGGUGCCGAACCCGCUCGGCGGCGUCCUCGUGCUCUCCUCCGGUCACAUUUUAUACGAGUCGCAAUCCUCCUCGGCGACGUAUAUUAGCGAUUUCUUAGGCAAAGGAGGACCGCAAGAAGGAAACUUCGCGGAGGAAAUUGCGCGGAACAACGGCGUUGAAGGUCAAGCCGCGCAUGCGAAUCCAGUACCUCACGUGAACUCAAACAAAAACGUGUCGAGUUACGAGACGACGCAGAACGAAUUCCAAGUGCAACUCGACGCGGCGAAGAUUGAAAUGAUCAGGGAGAACGUGGCGAUUAUCAGUUCAAAGACCGGUCAAUUGAUAACGGUUAUUUUAGAAACCGUGGGUGGUGCUGCCUCGGUAGGAAGUAAAGUUGGUCGCAGGUGUAGACGCAUACGCGUGCUAAAAUCCGGGAAUGCCGUUUUAAGUUCCGGCUUGGCGGCGGUUGGUAAAGAUCUACUCUUCAUCGGCUCGCGCGUCGGCGAUUCGCUUUUAAUCGGGUACGAACGAAAAGAGAAAGGAAAGAUUGGAGAUUUGAAAAUGUUGCCGGCGAAGGAGAAACAGGGAACCGAAGAAGAAGAAGAAGAAGAAGAAGAAGAAGAAGAAGAAGAAGAAGAAGAAGAUCCGUACGCGGACCCGGAAGAAAACGCGAGGAAGCGCAAAGCGUCGAAAGGGAAAGGCGGUGUUACGAAAAUUGCUAAGAAGAUGUCACCUCCACCCGCACCAGAACCAGCGACAGAGGAAGAGAAGGAAAAGAACGAAGACGAAGAGUUAGAAGCACUGCUGUACGGUACAUCCGUAGAGGCUGCCGGCGGUGUCGGUUUGAACGAGUACGAAAGAGCAAAUAAAUCGACGACGACGACAGCCGGAGGCGAGUCGAAAACGUUCGCGUCUUACGUCGACCGCGACGACACGUUUGAAUACAAGUUUUCCGUGAAAGAUUCUUUGCUUUGCAUCUCACCUGUUGUUGAUUUAACUGUUGGUGCGAGCGCUCCAGUCGGAACGGACCUCGACCCGCGGACGGAACUCGUCGCGGCUUGCGGCCACGGUAAGAACGGCGCGUUAGCGAUUUUAACCAGAGGCAUCACCCCGGAGCUCGUCACCGAGGUCGAGUCUGGCGCUUUGCCUGGAUUGCGAGCAUGUUGGGCGACUCGGACCGAGGAUGAUAACGAUGGCACCGUUCGACCGAAACGCAAAGACGAACUGUUUGACGAACACUUAAUCUUGUCCUUAUCUUCGACGAAAACGACGAUGGUUUUAGAAACCGGAGAGGAGUUGAGAGAAGUUUCCAAGGAGGUUGAUUUCAUCGUCGACGAAGAGACGCUGGCGUGUGAGAGAAUAUUCAACGGAAGAGCGAUCGCCCAAGUGACAAAAACGAAGAUCAGGUUCACGAGGAAAGGGAAGAAGUUCGCGGUGGACGAUAUCGAUUUAGCGUUUUUAAAAGGCGGCGAGGGGGCGCAGAUAACUUUAGCGAUUAUUCAAAACGACGCGAUUGCGUUGAGACUUUCGGAUGGGUCGAUCAGAAUUAUUCUUGGAGACUCGAAGACGAAUACGUUUACACUACUAGAGAAGGUUGGGGAGUUGUUCGCAUCCGACAAUCACUCGAACACGGGGAGCGACGUGACGGCGUUUACAUUGUACGACGAUUCAGUAGCUUGCACGGACUCUUUCGGUGGUGGUGGUGGUGGUUUGAACAGAGCACCCGGUUGGCUCGAGCGAACCGCUUGUGGUGAUCGCGAGGAAAAAGAUGAGAGCAAGGAAAAUAACAACGUCGUCUUUGCGACCAUCUCUAGAGACGGUACUCUCGCUUUAUACAGUCUUCCGUCUUUGAAGAAGCUUUGGUCCUCAGGCGGCGUCUCGGAUGGUCGCGAAAUACUCGCACCGAAUUCUACCGGCAUCGACAGCAUUGAUUUCAACGACGAGUGCGAAGUUGAAAAGUACACCGUCUCGGACAUUCGACUCGACGCUUUCGCCAACGCGGCGUACGAACGACCACUUUUGACGUGUUUCCGCGCCGACGGCUCAGUCUUGGCGUACCAAGCGUUCAAGUCGCCUUCAUCGAACGAACUCCGCUUCGCUCGCGUACCGAUUGAAAUCGAAACUGCAGGGAGUGAACUCACGAAUAACGACGUUUCCGUCCAAGGUGGCUCGCGUUUGACAAGAAUUGAAAACAUCGGCGACGGAAGAGGUAUCGCCGGCGUCUUCGUUUCCGGUUUGAAUCCGAUCUGGUUAAUCGUGCGCAGAGGACGAGUUCUCGCGUUACCAACCCGAGGUGAAGGCGGCGCGCGAAUCGCGUUUGCACCCUUCCACAACGUUAACUGUCCCAAAGGUUUCAUCUUAGCCACGAACGAAGGUGGGAUCCGCGUUUGUCGUCUUCCAGGUAAAAUGCACAUCGAAGCUCAGUGGCCGGUGCGUAAACUCGCGCUUCGAUGUACGCCGCGGGCGAUUACAUACAUGAACGAUUUCAAGUUGUACGCCUUGGUGACUUCCGCGUCAGUCCCGUGGAAAGAUUUCGAGAUCGACGAAACAGACUCGCACGCGAGAGCGUUGUAUCGAUUUCGCAAGGAAAAAGCAAAGUCGGAAGGCAACGUUGUGCAACAAUUCGCCAUCCGUUUGUUAGUCCCGGGCACGCUCGAGACGGCGUGGCAGAAAGCAGUCGAACCUGGUGAACAUAUUUUGUGCGUGAAGAACGUACAAAUUCGCGAUCAAUCUACGGGCGCGCUACUCUCUAUGCUUGCUAUUGGUACCGCCAUGCCUGGUGGCGAAGAUACUCCCUGUCGAGGACGAAUCUUACUCUUUGCAAUCAUGUGGGAACGCGCUCGCGACGGCGGCGUUCGGUGGAGAGGCGAAUUAAAAUGCGAAAAACCAUCAAAAAUGGCCUGCUCGGCGAUUGAAUCCGUCGAUGGAACGUUCAUGGUUGCAAUAGGAACAAAAUUAACCGCGCACUCGUGGGAUGGGAAACACUUAAAUCCGAUCGCGUUUUACGAUACGCCUUUAUAUACGACCACCUUGUGUUGCGUCAAGAACUUCCUCUUGUGCGGCGACUUGCACAAAUCUAUCCGCUUCGUUCGAUGGAAAGAUUCUCAGGGCGAGAAGACCUUAUCGCAGCUCGGGAAAGAUUACGAAGUUCUCGACUGCAUAGCCUCUGAGUUCAUGAUUGACGGUGGAACCUUAUCCUUAUUAGCCGCGGACGCCAACGGCAACGCGCACGUUUUUCAAUACGCGCCGAAACUCGCCGAAUCGUGGAAAGGCGACAAGCUUUUACCGAAAUCGGCCUACCACGCGGGUAGUUUAAUCCGCAAAAUGGUUCGCUUUCAAAUCGGUGUCGGGGAACAAAAACAAAACAGACACGCGGUUUUCUUCGGGAGCUCCGACGGUGGCUUAGGCAUCUUCUCCCCGGUAGACGAACACACCUUCUUGAACUUGGAAAAGCUCCAAGACGCCAUGCGUUCCAACAUCGUCGCCUCUUCCAACUCCAUCAACCCGCUCGGGUUGAACUCGAAGACCUACCGAGCGUUGAAAUCUUCCGAAGGUUCCGUCGCGAGACAAACUCCGCCGAGAACGAUCGUCGACGGUGGUUUGCUCUCCAAGUUUGAGCACUCGUUGUCGAUAACGGCGCAAACGAGAGUGGCGGCUAAAGCCGGCUUAACUCGAGAUCAAGCCUUAUCCUUAGCGCGAACGAUCAUAGCCGAACAAUCGUUCAUGUAA
Molecule: messenger RNA, 4788 nt
Organism: Bathycoccus prasinos
Lineage: Eukaryota; Viridiplantae; Chlorophyta; Mamiellophyceae; Mamiellales; Bathycoccaceae
Exons: 1
Coding region: 1-4788 (1595 amino acids)
Cellular component (GO): nucleus
Molecular function (GO): protein binding; nucleic acid binding
Source: RefSeq, a predicted model, not a curated record